GAGCGCUCGCCCUUCCCACCACAACCAACGAACGCAGCCUUGAUCAACCCAACGCGCUGCGCCAACAACAAAACGAUUCCUCAUUUUCGUCAUUCCUUGGGAUUGACCACUCCAAGACGUAGCGGCUGAUUUUUCAUACCAACUCCAACGCCGAUAUUCGACGCCAGCCGCAUCCGUUCCCCCUUCACAAUGCCGGGCCUCGUUUCCGCGACCGGCGUUCUGGGCUUUCUGGCCGACGAAGAGCCGGAACUCAAGGUUUUUGCGCUCAAGACACUAAAUGAUGAUAUCGACACGGUCUGGACUGAGGUAGCGGGGGCAUUGAGCCAAAUUGAGGCGUUGUACGAAGACGAGAGCUUCCCGGAACGCCAGCUCGCCGCCCUAGUUCUCGCCAAGGUCUACUUUCAUUUGCAAGACUACAAUGAGAGCAUGACAUUUGCGCUUGCCGCCGGCCCUCUGUUCAAGCUCGACGCACCCGGCGAGUUCGAGGAGACCAUCAUCUCGAAAUGCAUCGAUCAGUAUAUUGCCGUCUCAUCGUCUCGUCACACGCCAGCGAAGUUGUCCAAAAACGACAUCGAAUUGCCAGCCCUUGCUACCACGUUCGGCAGUGGCUCGCUCGAUGGCUCAGCCUUGAUCUCGGCCACAACGCCCUUCUCGCAGUCCACGCUGCCUUCCAAGUCGCUCCUCUCGCGCAAUUCAGUUGACAAUACCAUUCUUGACCCUUCCUUCCAGCCGACAAAGGAGGGCCGUUCUGCCUCGGUGGCUCAGAUUACCGACCAAUCUACGUGGACGGCCCUAGAGAGUGUGAUUGAGCGACUUUUCGAGAACGCCCUGGCCGAGGGCAAGUACCGGCAGGUGGUCGGUAUCGCCGUAGAAGCGAAAAAUCUUGAUGUGCUUCGCAGGGUUAUCAAGAGGGCCAGUGAGGACGGGAAGCGCGACAAGACGAAGGCGCAAGAAGGUGCCCAGGGCCCGGCGGAGGACUUGAUGGACUAUGCCCUUACCAUCUGCAUGGACAUUGUCCAGGAACGGGGAUUGCGAACCGAGAUGCUGCGCCUGAUUCUUGACCUCCUCAACGACAUUCCCAAUCCGGACUACUUUGCCAUCGCCAAAUGCGUUGUCUAUCUGGACUCGGACGAAGAGGCUUCAUCGCUUCUCAUGCAGCUAAUUACUAGGGGCGACAAGAGUGCGAUUGCGACUGCCUAUCAAAUUGCGUUCGACCUCUACGAUAACGGAACGCAAGAAUUCCUGGCUAAGGUGAUCAAGUCUCUGCCCUCUGGAGAGCUGCCGAAGAAGAAAGAAGCGGCGCAAGGGGGCGAAGGCGCCAGGGAAUCAGACCCUCUCCUCGAGAACCAGGAGAACUCCGAGGAAGAGCUUCCAGAAGAAGUGGCAAAGGUCUACAGGAACGUCCGGUCUAUCCUGGACGGCAGCAUGACCAUCAGGCUGAACCUAGAGUUCCUCUACCGCAAUAAUCACACCGACCUGAGCAUCCUCAACAGAGUACGGGACAGCCUAGAGGCUCGCAACUCUAUCUUCCACACGGCUGUCACGUUCUGCAACGCCUUCAUGAACGCUGGAACGACCAACGAUAAGUUUUUCCGAGACAACCUGGAAUGGCUGGGCAAGGCUGUCAACUGGUCCAAAUUCACCGCGACCGCUGCGCUCGGUGUCAUUCACCGUGGGAAUAUCAGCCAGUCGCGCAAGCUUCUCGAACCCUACCUUCCCAAGCAAGGUGGGGUGUCGAGCGGUUCCAUUUUUAGCCAAGGCGGCGCGCUCUACGCUUAUGGCCUGAUCCAUGCGAACCACGGCGCCGACGCGCUUGAAUAUCUCCGAACCAUGUUCAAUGCGGCAGACGAAGAAGUCAUUCAGCAUGGUGGCGCCCUCGGUCUCGGCAUCGCGGGGAUGGCUUGCGGCGACGAGCAGAUCUACGAAGAACUUACAAAGGUGCUCUUCGCUGACUCUGCUCUCAAUGGCGAGGCCGUCGGCUUGGCCGUUGGACUGAUCAUGCUCGGGUCCGGCAACGCAAAGGCUCUUGAGACCAUGUUCACUUACGCGCACGAAACGAGCCACGAAAAGAUUGUCCGUGGCUGUGCUCUCGGCAUGGCACUCAUCAUGUACGGGCGCCAAGAAGGCGCUGAUAGCAUGAUUGAGGGUCUGCUGAACGACCCUGAUCCGACGCUGCGCUACGGCGGCAUCCUCACCGUGGCUCUGGCAUACUGCGGCACGGGAAGCAACAAGGCCGUUCGGAAACUUCUCCAUACCGCCGUGAGCGAUGUCAACGAUGAUGUCCGCAGAAUCGCCGUCAUGAGCCUUGGCUUUAUCCUCUUCCGGAAGCCUGGCAGCGUCCCUCGCAUGGUCGAGCUCCUGGCCGAGUCGUACAACCCUCACGUGCGGUAUGGUUCCGCCAUGGCGCUCGGCAUCGCGUGUGCUGGCACCGGGUUGGACGAGGCCAUCGAUCUGCUCGAGCCCAUGAUGAAGGACCCGACCGACUUUGUCCGCCAGGGCGCCCUCAUCGCCCUUUCGAUGAUCAUGGUUCAACAAAACGAGGCCAUGAACCCCAAGGUCGCCACCAUCCGGAAGACACUGAAGAAGGUCGUUGGCGACCGGCACGAGGAUGCCAUGACCAAGUUCGGUGCCGCGCUGGCUCUUGGUAUUCUCGAUGCUGGCGGCCGGAACUGCACCAUCGGCCUACAGACUCAGACGGGUAACCUCAACAUGGCAGGCGUUGUCGGCAUGGCCGUCUUCACGCAGUACUGGUAUUGGUUCCCAUUCACCCACUUCCUGUCGCUCAGCUUUGCGCCGACUUCGAUCAUUGGCCUCGACCACGACCUCGAGAUGCCCAACAUCAAGUUCUACUGCGCGACUCGCCCCAGCCUGUUCGACUACCCCCCGGAGCAGGAAGUCAAGGUGGAAGAGGGGCCCGCCUUGGUCACUACGGCUAUCCUCUCCACCACGGCUCAAGCGAAGCGCCGCGCUCAAAAGAAGGAGCGCGCCCAGCGUCGCGAGAGCAUGGACAUCGAUACCCCUACUGUCACCAAGAUCCCGGCGCCUUCUGGUGACAAGAUGGAAGUAGACGAGGAGAAGGCGGCCAAGGCGGACGAGCAGAAGGAGAAGGAGGGCGAAGCUGGUGCCGACAAGGACGGCUCCGCCGGCCCGGACGCGAAGAAGAAAGCCGAGAAGGAAAAGGUUGGCUACGAAAUCGAGAACAUGUCGCGCGUCCUCCCAGGCCAGCUCAAGUACAUUAGCUUCCCGGCAGGACGCUACAAGCCGGUUAAGAAGCCUACUGGCGGUCCUAUCCUUCUCCAUGACACGCAACCCGAUGAGCCUAAGACGCUAGUCGAGGAGAAGCUGAAGAAGGUUGCGACGGAGCGUGCCCCCAUUGCCGGUGCCACCACAGGCGCCGGAGCUACGCCUCGCAACGCGGCCCAGUCGCUACUGUCGAACUGGUCCUCGCGGGCAAUGGGUGGCGGAGGCGGCAUGCCGGAGCUGAACGAGCUGCUCCAGCUUACCGCCCGUGGGGCAGAAGGUCGCGCGGGCCAGGUCGGUGGCGGCGCGGCAGCUGACAGUGGAAGCGGUGCCGCGGCAGCAGCGGGCGUGCUCACGGCCGUGGAUGAGGAUAACGAGGGAGAUGAGGAGGCGCCGGCUCCGGCGGAGUUUGAGUACUUUACGGACGCCGACGAGGAUGAGGAGUAGACGACGUAGAACAGGGGGCGAUCCAGGUGUAUGAUAAUCGUCCUGUACAUUUGCCACCUGAAGGGAAAUGGUCACCUGAAGAGCGACGAAUCUACUUUGGUGGCUUUGCGGAGGACAAUAGACCGGCUUAACGGCCUUUUUUUUUCCCGCAACCGACACAUUGAUCCGAAGAGUAAACAAAUGCCUCUGAUUAGUGAGGUUGCAAGGAGUCCUGGAGCGGCUACUGCGUUUGCGGCAUGGACUUCUUGCUGUGACCGCCAAACGCCAAGUCCUCUUUUGCAGAUUUUUGGGCCUGCACACCC
Thermothelomyces thermophilus ATCC 42464 is the source of this 3989-nucleotide messenger RNA. RefSeq lists its product as uncharacterized. Gene Ontology annotation, biological process: proteasome-mediated ubiquitin-dependent protein catabolic process; regulation of protein catabolic process. NCBI's taxonomy places the organism in Eukaryota, Fungi, Ascomycota, Sordariomycetes, Sordariales, Chaetomiaceae. Gene Ontology annotation, cellular component: proteasome complex; proteasome storage granule; proteasome regulatory particle, base subcomplex. The transcript is spliced from 3 exons. The coding region runs from base 190 to 3687 and encodes 1165 amino acids. The record is from RefSeq and is a predicted model, not a curated record. Gene Ontology annotation, molecular function: enzyme regulator activity.